Messenger RNA from Pieris macdunnoughi, 1905 nucleotides. NCBI's taxonomy places the organism in Eukaryota, Metazoa, Arthropoda, Insecta, Lepidoptera, Pieridae. The record is from the annotation of a GenBank genome assembly.
AUGGAAUUGAAAAAUAAUAUACGGGAAAGUGAGUCCCAAGCGAUCAGUGUCGAUGAAGAUGAUUUUAAUAUAAGCGACGAAGAAAUAAAUUUAAAUACCUUAUCUUUAAAUAUUGACGACAAUUCCAAUGGAAGUGUAACAAUUUUGCAAAAUUUCGAAAACAUGUUGGAUAAAGAGGAUUUAAAUUUAACAAAUGUGGAUAAUGAGACUUUAUUGCACGCAACUAAUUCGCCAGCUACCCAAAACAAUAUAAUUGUGUUACCUUCACAACCAAAUAUUCAAACAAAUAUUAAUUUAGAAUUUGGAAGUUUGGAUAUGGAAUUAAAACAAAGAAUGGAAAAGAAUUUAUUCAAAGAGAUUGAAAAGAACCAGCCUCAAUCGUUUUCAACUAACAAACUUGAUGCGCAAGCCUCAAACUCGUGCUACACUCAAAACUAUACACACAUAAGUCAAAGCCAAGAUUGUAUUUCCGUUCAACCUAAUUAUUUUAACAAUGAGAAAGUUCUCGAUAUAAAAAGAAAAAACGAAAUUGAACUUAGUGGACUAGAGAAUAAAGACGAUUCUGAAAUACAAGUUCACGUAAGAAAAAAAUUAAAACCAAUUGUGUACACAGAGAGUAUUAUAGAUGUAAACAGUGUUCAAACAGCUGAAACACAAUAUGAAUCUCCAAAAGUAAUUCAAGUUUCAAAGGAAUGUAAAAACGUCCAAACACAAAUUGAUCAUAUAAACUCGAAAACGAUAGAAUGUUCAAACCCUGUAAAUUCUUUACCAAACAAUGUUUCAAUAAUGGAGAAUGUGAUUUUAAAACCGAAAGAUAUUAAUUUUAAUUGUUCCAAUGAAAUACAAAUGUUUGAUAAUAUUAAUUUUGAAUCACAAGAUACUGUAACAUCAAACAUAAUACAAAAUUCAAUACAGUUAAGAGAAAUGAAUGAUUUCCAACUUAAUAAUAAUCCAAAUAGAUUGUUUGAAGAAAGCCAAGAUAUACUCACAUUAGAUUCUCCAUGCGUAAGGGCACAAAUCUAUAGCAGUCAAAAUGAUUUGAUAUACUUAAAAAAUAAGUGCGACUCACUUUUUGAUCCAAAUCUUCAAAAUAUAGAUGGCAAUGUAGAUAUUAAAGUAAACAAUACUAAUUUAAAUAAAAUAAAUAUACUUGGAGACAAAUUGAAAAUAAAUGUUAAUAAUCCUGAAUAUGCUUUAAAAGAAUCAAAAACAAAUAACAUUCAUGAAGAUGAAGCUGUAAAUACUGAAAAUUCACGAUUUAAUGAUGAAUUAAACGAAAGUGAUGAUUUAGCGGUAUCUCAAGUAGAAAUAAUACCAUUCAAAGUGAUGGGGGAACUUAAUAAAAUAAAGGCAUAUUUAAAUAAAAGCGACGUUGAUAGCCAUGCAUCAGAUUCUGGUUUUAAAAGCAGGUCAUCUACUGCAUCUCAAUCUACACAGUGGCUCAACCAGUCUUCACAUUGUCUAUUCACUUACCUAAGUCAAACACCGCUUUUUGAUUCUACCGUCGAAAUUAAUUACGAAAUCGCUAAGGUUUUGGGUGAACUUAUAGAUAGAUUACAUGACAACGAAAAAUAUCCGAGUUUCCUCGAAGAGAUGUUGGAAUUUAUAACAAAAUUGAUUUCGACAAUUUACGAGAGGAAAUGUGAUGUUAAUGUGAACACUAGGUUUAGUCAAAGCAAUAGAUUUAGUCAGUCGCAAGAAGAUAAAUCUCUGAAGCGGUCGACUAUUACCGAGAUAUGGCGAAAGAAAUGGAAUUUAACUAAAAAUGAAGUCUUUCAAAAAGAAGAAAAAGACAUUCUAGUGGAUUGCAGCGAUAUUUUAAAUAAAAUAAUCGUAAAAGCUAUGAACAAUUAUAGUUUGAUUGCUUUUGCCGCAUUGCAAUGUUUCAAUGUAUUGCAAUCUUGA